AUGACUGUAUUCCGACGCAAUAUUCCGGCUCCGUCACAAAUGGGUCCGGUCCUGGGAAGAAGCUCAUAUAUUGACGAUAUCGCGCAUGGGGCAUCGACCUGGGACCAACUAUGUGUGGACCUGGACGCGUUGUUAUAUAGACUACGAUACUGGAAAAUCUCUGUGAGCUUACCGAAAAGUGGAUUCGGAAAGUUGACCAUCCCAUUCCUUUCUCAUGAAGUGAGUGCGGACGGAAUCAGAGCCUUGCCGAAGAUUGCCAAAAGCAUAGAGGACUUACCUUUCCCGUCGACAUACAAGGGGGUGCAGUCUUUCUUAGGAAGUCUGAAUUAUUACAACAAGUUUAUUGAAGACUUACCAGUAGUCGCCGCUGUGCUCUAUGAACUAGACGAAGAACGUGUACGUGCUGGAGGGAAUAUGGAAGCCGCAAAGGAGUCUUUCGAGAUACUGAAACGUAAGAUCGUGUCAACCCCGCUGCUGGCAGAACCAAACCUUUCGUGA
This is a messenger RNA of Phytophthora megakarya, 498 nucleotides long. Lineage: Eukaryota; Oomycota; Peronosporomycetes; Peronosporales; Peronosporaceae. The record is from the annotation of a GenBank genome assembly.